GUGACGUUGGACAGGGAUCUGCAGGCAGGUGCUGUUGCCUCGCGCCACUGCCGCCGCCGCCGCCGCCGCCGCUGCUGCAUUAGCUGGGAGACCAGAAGCGCGUUCACGGGAUGGCUUCUGCAACAGACCCUCGCUAUGGCCAGAAGGAAUCCUCAGACCAGAACUUUGACUACAUGUUCAAGAUCCUGAUCAUUGGCAAUAGCAGUGUUGGGAAGACUUCCUUCCUCUUCCGGUACGCCGAUGACUCCUUCACUCCGGCUUUUGUCAGCACCGUUGGCAUCGACUUCAAAGUGAAAACCAUCUAUCGCAAUGACAAGCGCAUUAAACUGCAGAUCUGGGAUACAGCAGGGCAGGAACGAUACCGGACUAUCACCACUGCCUAUUAUCGAGGGGCAAUGGGUUUCAUUUUGAUGUAUGACAUCACCAAUGAAGAGUCCUUCAAUGCUGUCCAAGAUUGGUCAACUCAGAUCAAAACCUACUCGUGGGAUAAUGCCCAGGUGCUGUUGGUGGGCAACAAGUGUGACAUGGAAGAUGAGAGGGUUGUGUCAUCAGAGCGAGGACGUCAGCUUGCUGAGCACUUGGGAUUUGAGUUCUUCGAGGCCAGCGCGAAGGACAACAUUAACGUGAAGCAAACCUUUGAACGUUUGGUCGACAUCAUUUGCGAAAAGAUGUCCGAGUCACUGGAUGCAGCUGAUCCAGCUGUGACCGGUGCCAAGCCGGGCCCACAACUGACCGAUCAACAAGCUCCCCCCCACCAGGAUUGUGCCUGUUAAAAGACUUUGGUGUGGAUGCCCUGACUUUACCUGUCCCACCCACCUUGCCUGCCUCAUGUCUUGCAGUAACCAGAGCCCCUAGAUUCUUGACAGUUUGUGCUCUCUGUCUUCCCUACCGCCACCAACACACACACACACAUACCAUUUAGCUAUCCCAUUGCUUAUCCUUUUCGGGUGGGUGGUCGAGACUCAAACCCAGAGCUUCUCCACCUCUCUGUGUGGGCCUUUGAAUGCUUCAAAAGUUACUCCCUUUAAUCGUUGGGUGGAUAGAAGCUCUAUCUUCCUGUAACGCGCCCCCCUUCCCCUCCACGGGAUCCAAGUUGAUGAGCUUGAAAAAAAGGGGCGGGGGCAACGCCGGAACUUUUAACUGUUCUUAGCGGGGUUUUAUUUAUUUAUAUAUUUAUAAUGUUUCCAUUGACACCUUUGAACAUCCUUCCCCCCCUCUCCCUGCUUCGUAAGCGCCAUGCACUGCAUUUUUCUGCACUCGGUAUGGACAAAAAUAGACAACAUCCCGAGAUUCAAAGGGGAUCUGGCUGUGUCUUCACAGGAAGGAAAUAUAUAUCUGUCAGAAGCAUCUGUCUCUUUCCUCCUGACCACUGAUCAUGGGCUGUAGAGAGAAAAUAAUAAUAUUGUUCAGGCAAACUGAGCUAUCUGGGAACUAUCCCAUUACCAGGUCUGAAUUGGGCUCGGUUUUUGUAAUGCUGCGAAGUGAGGUUAAUUAACCGCAAUGCUCCCUCCAGUUCAUGCCUGCUCCUUGCAUGCUGUUUAUCCUCUCUACCAUG
Molecule: messenger RNA, 1555 nt
Organism: Thamnophis elegans (Western terrestrial garter snake)
Lineage: Eukaryota; Metazoa; Chordata; Lepidosauria; Squamata; Natricidae
Gene: RAB3A
Product: RAB3A, member RAS oncogene family
Exons: 5
Coding region: 111-773 (220 amino acids)
Biological process (GO): maintenance of presynaptic active zone structure; protein localization to plasma membrane; axonogenesis
Cellular component (GO): axon; synaptic vesicle; synaptic vesicle membrane
Molecular function (GO): GTP binding; GTPase activity
Source: RefSeq, a predicted model, not a curated record